Molecule: messenger RNA, 609 nt
Organism: Psylliodes chrysocephalus
Lineage: Eukaryota; Metazoa; Arthropoda; Insecta; Coleoptera; Chrysomelidae
Source: the annotation of a GenBank genome assembly
UUCACGUACAAAAGAGACACAUCUGUAUGUCAAUAAAAAGUUUCAUACUCAAAAUUCUCAGUGCCAUGUUCACAAUAACCUGCUCAUUCUUCUGAAAUGUCCAAUGGUUAUCAGCAUACUAAUUAUUAUGAAGAUAAUUAUGCUGGUAAUCGCAAUCAAAACUCGCAUCAUCCCAAGCAUACAUCCCAUCAACAACAUUACUAUAAUAACAAGAAUCCCCAAUACUCAGAUUCUCCAAGAUCAUCUCAAAUGAGGGAAACUAAUCACAGUACCACAAAAUACCAACCAGAUCAUCAAAACUCACCUUAUUACAAUCUACAAAAUCAUUAUAAAUAUGGAUACGAUCAGAGGGUUUAUCAGAUGCCGGAUAAUUAUCACCGAUAUCCACCCUAUUCGCCAUAUCAACGAGUAGAUCCAACCUUAGAUCAAUCAAUGGUGCAUCAAAAGGGUGAAAACAAAACUCAAAAUUCACCUUAUCAAAACGUAACGCCUUAUACACCGCCAUACCAGCUGGCAGUAUCGUCUAAACGCCGUAUAAAGAAGACUGUAAGUUUCUCACCUUGCACUAAAGCGGGUCCAGGUUCUUGGGUGCCUUGGAAGAGGAAAUAA